Molecule: messenger RNA, 1221 nt
Organism: Drosophila rhopaloa
Lineage: Eukaryota; Metazoa; Arthropoda; Insecta; Diptera; Drosophilidae
Product: odorant receptor 46a
Exons: 2
Coding region: 52-1221 (389 amino acids)
Biological process (GO): sensory perception of smell; detection of chemical stimulus involved in sensory perception of smell
Cellular component (GO): plasma membrane
Molecular function (GO): odorant binding; olfactory receptor activity
Source: RefSeq, a predicted model, not a curated record
UAUAAAAGGGUUUCCUAAAGCAGUUUUCAGGGAAAAGUGAAAAUCGCCAGCAUGAAUCAAGAUCAAGUAGCAGCGAAGGACUUCUACAAGUACCAAGUGUGGUACUUCCAGAUCCUGGGAGUUUGGAGGCUUCCCAUUUGGGCCAAGGCUCAACAGCGUCGCUUUCAGGACAUUCGGUUUGCCUUUAUUCUGGUUAUCCUUUGCAUCAUGCUCCUGCUUUUCGCCUUGGCGCUGAUGAAAAGUAUUUCCCAAGUGCGGGAGAUCCUGAAAGUGUUCUUCAUGUUCGCCACCGAAAUAUCCUGCAUGACCAAACUAUUGCACCUAAAACUCAAGAGCCAGAAACUCGCUGGUCUGGUUGAGAUGAUGUUGUCCUCAAAGUUGGCCGUUAAAACUGAGCAGGAAAGACAGAUUUUGGAAUCAUCUAGAAAAGCAGUUGUCCACAUGAGGAACUUCUAUGGCAUCAUGUCCUUUGGGACGGCUUCGUUAAUCCUUUUGGUUCCCUGUUUCGACAACUUUGAGGAGCUCCCACUGACCAUGUUCGAGGUGUGCAGCAUCCAGGGAAGGAUCUGCUAUUGGCUGCAGUACCUCUUUCACUCCAUUUGCCUGCUGCCCACUUGUGUCCUGAACAUUACCUACGAUUCGGUGGCGUUUUCGCUGCUCUGCUUCUUGAAGGUGCAGCUCCAGAUGCUGGUCCUGAGAUUGGAGAAGAUGGGCCCAGUGACAGAUCCUAGGGAUAACGAGAGGAUUGCCGGGGAGCUGCGGGAAUGUGCCGCCUACUACAACAAUAUUGUCCAGUUCAAGGACCUGGUGGAGCUGUUCAUAAAAGUGCCAGGAUCCGUGCAGCUCAUGUGCUCCGUUCUCGUGCUGAUAUCCAACCUGUAUGACAUGUCCACCAUGUCGAUUGCUGACGGCGACGCCAUCUUUAUGGCCAAGACCAGCAUCUACCAACUGGUGAUGCUCUGGCAGAUCUUCAUCAUUUGCUACGCCUCAAACGAGGUGACUGUCCAGAGUUCCAGACUUUGUCACAGCAUCUACAGCUCCCAGUGGACAGGAUGGAACAGGUCGAACCGCCGGAUCGUCCUGCUCAUGAUGCAGCGCUUCAAUUCCCCGAUAAUCCUGCGCACCUUUAAUCCAACCUUUAUUUUCAGCUUGGAGGCCUUCGGAUCUAUUGUAAACUGCUCCUACAGCUAUUUCGCCUUGCUGAAGAGGGUCAACAGUUAG